AUGCAGGACAGGAUUGCUCCCAUCAAGUGGGGCAAUGCCUCGGUCAGGGCACACGACCUCCUUGUUAGAAGACUCCACAGCAAAUAUCCUGAGCUCCGGCUCUGUCAAGAUAAUUGGAAAAUUGAAUACAUUGUGACUAACGACUAUCCAAAAUGGUAUGAGAGCCACAGCAGGAAGCGUGAGCUUGUCAAGCUUGAGGAAGGCGCAGUAGAAGGCACGCGGCCUUCCAAACGAUGCCUUGGUGCACCAAUACUUGCUACAAAACGAGGACGAUUAGAAACUCAACGAGAAGAUGGGAACGAGAAGGAAAACUCACAGGUGCAUAUAGUCUGUUGUCCGCUUCCAUGCUCGCUUCCCCCCCUUGAAAAGCCCCAGCUAGAACCCCCUGCCAAGCCAGUCGACGAUCUCGAAGAUAUGUAUGGUGAUCUGCCAUCAUAUCCAAGCGGAGUGGAUGGUCACGAGUACCGCAACAAGAAAGACAUGGACGUGCCGUGGACAUCAAGCAGCUCGGGUUGCCACAAGGACCACGAGGAUACAGACAUGGACAUAUGUAAGAAUAUGGUUGUAUCAGCCCCAGGGGCAGCACAUGUAGCCCCACAUGCGCCUAUCAACAUUGGGAUCAUGGAAGUAUUGGACCCGGCCAAAGCAGCACUUUCAACUCUGCGCAUGGGGCCAUUGAGAGGCAAGGAACGGGAAGGGGACUUUCCUGGGUUCCAUUCAGAUAUGGUAGAGUCGUUUACGGCCAUAGUGGUGAGUACUAUCUCUCUUUGA
Molecule: messenger RNA, 771 nt
Organism: Heterobasidion irregulare TC 32-1
Lineage: Eukaryota; Fungi; Basidiomycota; Agaricomycetes; Russulales; Bondarzewiaceae
Exons: 2
Coding region: 1-771 (256 amino acids)
Source: RefSeq, a predicted model, not a curated record